Adineta ricciae is the source of this 615-nucleotide messenger RNA. The record is from the annotation of a GenBank genome assembly. NCBI's taxonomy places the organism in Eukaryota, Metazoa, Rotifera, Eurotatoria, Adinetida, Adinetidae.
AUGACAUCUAUUUAUGUUAUUGAUAUCUUAGGCAAUAUCAUCAAUAUUGUAGUUUUCUCUCGUCGAGUAUUACAUUCCAACAUUUGUUUACGUUAUUUUAUUGAAACGCCAAUUGUCCAAAUUCUUCUCUUCAAUACUGUCGGCUUAACACGAGCGUUGAUCUUGCUGGACAUGAAACAAUUGCAAAUACAUGCUUGUAUAGCGCCGAUUGAUUCUGCUUACGCACAAUUUUAUGUUAUUCAAACCACUGUUUCAUCCAUUAUGCCAUUUAUCAUCAUUAGUGUAUUUACUAGUUUAACUAUUCACAACAUUCGUAAUUAUCGACGUAUACAAAUAACUACGCUGAAUAGUGUCGUAUCAACAACAGUGAGUAGUCGAGCUCUUCCGUUGAACACCAAUCAUCGUCGACCUGGAUUCCAGCUGAUGAAAAUCUCAUUUCUUCAAAUGAUUUUCUAUGUUAUUUUGGCAAUGAUAUCAACAAUCCUUUCUCUUUAUUCGUAUUUGACAAGUACAUUAUCGAAAUCAACAGAUCAACUAGCGAUUGAUACAUUCAUUAUUUCCGCAUCGAAAACGUUUCUCGAAUGUGUCAAAUGGAUAGGGCAUGUCGUUCCGUGA